Molecule: messenger RNA, 1183 nt
Organism: Durio zibethinus
Lineage: Eukaryota; Viridiplantae; Streptophyta; Magnoliopsida; Malvales; Malvaceae
Source: RefSeq, a predicted model, not a curated record
UGUAAUGUUUGUGUCAUAGGUCGAGAUUUAAGCUUCAAAUUCACGUCAUUUCGAAAUUUAGACAUUUACUCAUUCGAUCUCUCAGAUUAAUCUAUCUGUCACGAUUCAUAUAUUUGUAAGAUAUUAUUUACUCUGAUUUUCUGAUCUCACAAAAAAAAAAUGAUGUAAAUCUUUAUACCCUCAAUGACUUUUUUUUUUUAUAUUCAAUAUGAGAUUUAAAACUUCUCCCGUGUCACUUGCUCUGUCCUAUCUUUUAAACAGUAGCCGAGAGCUUGUGUGUCUUCCUCAAACUCCGGCAAAGUCUUACUACCGUCCACUGCUGACCUCCGUCGGCGGCCACUCACCGGCCAACGUCCCUUCCCUUGUUUGCUCUGAAACUUGUCGCGAGACUCUUCUUAAUCUCGCCGUCUCGGAUCUAGGUACAGAUUCUUCAAAAACUUGCCUGCUUCGCGUGAAUCUGCCUUGGAAGGUAGCGGAUAUGAACUCAAGAACCUCCUUCCUUGCUGCGCCGAUCACCGCAGCCCCAAGCGUUCUUUAUCGACGGUGAAUGACCUUUUGGCAAGAGAUGGGUGAUGAGGCUGGAUUCCUUUUCGGCUUUUGGGUGGCAGUCAGAGUGAUGGUCCCUUCUGAUUAUUUGUUGGAAUUGAAUUUGGGGCUGUGGUUGCGUGUGCCGCACACCGCCUUGGUUUCAGCAUAGUGAAUUUGCAGAUGGUGAAAUGACUUUGCCCUGCUUUUUGUUUUUGUUUCCCGGAGUCUUCUGAGUAAUUGCUGGGUGUUCUAGAUUUUCUUUUUUUGCUAGGUGUUUGAUGGCCGUGUGACUUUUGCUGAUAGAAUUAGGAUUGAAUGGAAUCAGACAAAAGGGCUUUUCAGUGGGUAGUGUUGUUCAGUGGUUCGAUUGUGGAUUGACGGUAGACUAGGGUUGGAUAACUAUGCAAGGAGUAUUCUGCUGGCAAUAGGUUUUCCAGGAACUUAUUCUGCUGGCAAUAGGUUUUCCAGGAACUUACUGAUGUUCCUAGGAAUCGCUCGAUUUUCUUCCUUUUGUAAUUGGCCCCCCUUUUGCAGUGUAAUUGCUAUUCCUUAAAUAAUGGUGACGAGGAUAGGAUCUCAGUUUAAAACUGAGCAUCCUAUCCUAUUCAAUCGGGAUUUUAAUUUCAAAAAGGCAAUUGAAUUUUAAACCAAAUCU